Molecule: messenger RNA, 4722 nt
Organism: Hyaena hyaena (striped hyena)
Lineage: Eukaryota; Metazoa; Chordata; Mammalia; Carnivora; Hyaenidae
Gene: PXDNL
Product: peroxidasin like
Exons: 17
Coding region: 1-3456 (1151 amino acids)
Biological process (GO): response to oxidative stress
Molecular function (GO): protein binding; peroxidase activity; heme binding
Source: RefSeq, a predicted model, not a curated record
AUGUGGUUUCCUAGACAUCAUUCUAAGAGAAUUGGAUCGAUUGAAGAAAAAGGACAUAGUGCUUACGUGUUAUAUAAAUUUGUUCUCAUCAAACCUUUUGACCGGAUUAGUUACAUCCUCAUAUUUGUAAAUCCAUUCACAGUAUCCUUUCCUGAUUUUUUUUGUUUGUUUUUGUUUUUCAGGUAUCUGUACAAGAAUGAAAUUCAUGCCCUAGAUAAGCAAACCUUUAAAGGACUCAGAUCCUUAGAACAGCUCUAUAUUCAUUUCAACCAAAUAGAAACGCUACAGCCUGAGACCUUUGGAGACCUUGUGAAAUUAGAAAGACUGUUCUUGCAUCACAACAAAUUAUCUAAAAUCCCUCCUGGGAGCUUCUCUCAUCUGGAUUCAUUAAAGAGACUGCGUCUGGAUUCCAAUGCUCUAGUUUGUGACUGUGAUUUAAUGUGGCUGGGGGAACUUAUGCGAGGCUAUGCCCGAAAUGGCCAAACUCAGGCUGCUGCCACAUGUCAAUAUCCCAGAAGGCUCCAGGGACGCUCCAUUGCUUCCGUAACAGUAGAGGAAUUCAACUGUGAGAGUCCACGAAUUACUUUUGAGCCCCAAGAUGUGGAGGUAACAUCAGGAGAUACUGUCUAUUUCACUUGCCGGGCGGAAGGAAACCCCAAACCGAAGAUUAUUUGGAUACAUAACAACCAUUCAUUGGAUUUGGAAGAUGAUUCUCGACUUAACUUGUUUGACGAUGGGACACUCAUGAUCCGAAACACUCGCGAGUCAGACCAAGGUGCAUAUCAGUGCAUGGCCAGAAACUCAGCCGGGGAAGUCAAGACCCAGAAUGCCAUGCUCAGAUACUCCAGCCCUCCAGCCAAGCCCAGUUUUAUAAUCCAGCCUCAGGACACGGAGGUUUUAAUUGGCACCAGCACAACUCUGGAAUGUACGGCAACGGGCCAACCACACCCCCAUAUCACCUGGACAAGGGGUAGCGGAGAGGCCCUGGACGGGUCCCGGCAUCUGGUCACUUCUGGAGGACUGUACUUACAGAAUGUCACCCUGCGGGAUCACGGUCGAUUUACCUGUCACGCUGAAAAUAAUCAAGGCUCCGUUCAAGCUACAGCAAACAUAAUUGUACAAGCUCCUCCACAAUUCACAAUAAUUCCCAAGGAUCAAAUGGUGUUAGAAGGACAUUCUGUAGAAUUUCUCUGUGAAGCUGAAGGCAACCCACCUCCGAUAAUUGCUUGGACCAAAGCAGGAGCCCAGCUCCUUCAGGAAGGUCCACAUACAGUUCUCUCCUCUGGCACUUUGAGAAUUGACCACGCGGCACAUCAUGACGAAGGCCAAUAUGAAUGUCAGGCAGUCAGUCCAUUGGGAGUGAAAAAAGCAUCUGUCCAGCUGACUGUGAAACCCAAAGCUCUCCCAGUGUUCACUCAACUACCUCAGGACACAAGUGUACAGGUUGGCAAGAAUAUAAACAUUUCAUGUCAUGCUCAAGGGGAACCACAGCCCAUGAUUACUUGGAAUAAGGCAGGUGUUCAGAUAACGGAGAGUGGGAAAUUCCAUGUCAGUGGUGAAGGUGUGCUCACCAUCUACGACGCAGGGCAAGCCGACCAAGGGAGAUAUGAAUGUGUGGCUCGGAAUGCAUUUGGUCUUGUUGUGGCCAACAUGUUUCUCACGGUCGUUGCAAUACAGGGUAGACAAGCUGGCGAUGACUUUGUUGAAUCAUCCAUUCUUGAUGCCGUACAGAGGGUUGACAGUGCAAUUAACUCCACACGAAGACAUUUGUUUUCACAAAAACCUCACACCCCUGGUGAUCUGCUGGCUCUGUUCCGUUAUCCGCAUGACCCAUUUACUGUGAAGACAGCAAGAGCUGGGGAGAUUUUUGAGCACACACUUCUGCUGAUCCAGGAGCAUGUGAAGCAGGGGCUCACUGUUGAUACAGAGGGAAGAGAAUUCCGCUACAACGACUUGGUGUCCCCGCACGCCCUCAGCCGCAUCGCCAACGUGUCCGGCUGCACGGCCCACAGGCAGGUGCCCGACUGCUCGGACCUGUGCUUCCACCGCAAGUACCGGGCCGCGGACGGCACGUGCAACAACCUGCGGCACCCCGCGUGGGGCGCGUCGCUGACGGCCUUCGAGCGCAUCCUCAAGCCCGCCUACGAGAACGGCUUCAACCUGCCGCGCGGCGCGGGAGCGCGGCCGCUGCCGCCGGCCCGCCUGGUGUCCACGGAGCUGGCGGCCACGGCCACGGUCACCCCCGACGGGCGCUACACGCACAUGCUGAUGCAGUGGGGCCAGUUUCUGGACCACGACCUGGCGCACACGGUGCCGGCGCUGAGCACGGCGCGCUUCUCGGACGGGCGGCCGUGCGGCGCCGCGUGCACCGACGACCCGCCCUGCUUCCCCAUCGCGCUGCCCGACGGCGACCCCCGCCGCGCGCAGGCGCCCUGCAUGUUCUUCGCGCGCUCCAGCCCCGUGUGCGGCAGCGGCCUCACCUCGCUGCUGGCGAGCUCGGUCUACGCCCGGGAGCAGAUGAACCAGCUCACCGCCUACAUCGACGCCUCCAGCGUCUACGGGAGCUCGGAGCGCGAGGCGCGAGCUCUGCGCGACCGCGCGGCGCCGCUGGGGCUGCUGCGCGCCGGCCGGGCCUGGGCGCGCUCCGGGAAGCCCCUGCUGCCGCUCGCCGCCGGCCCGCCCACCGAGUGCGGCCGGCCCCCGGGCGCCCGCCGCGGGCCCUGCUUCCUGGCCGGGGACCACCGGGCCAACGAGCAGGUGGCGCUCACGGCCGUGCACACGCUGUGGUUCCGGGAGCACAACCGCGUGGCCACCGCGCUGUCCGCGCUGAACCCCCACUGGGACGGAGACACCCUGUACCACGAGGCCAGGAAGAUUGUGGGCGCGGAGCUGCAGCACAUCACCUACAGCCACUGGCUGCCCAAGAUCCUGGGGGAGCCCGGCAUGAAGAUGCUGGGGGGCUACCGGGGCUACGACCCCAACGUCAACGCGGGCAUCUUGAACUCCUUUGCCACCGCCGCCUUCAGGUUCGGCCACACGUUAAUCAGUCCUGUUCUGCAUCGGCUGAACGACACCUUCGGGGAGAUCCCCCAAGGCCACCUGCCACUGCACAAAGCCUUCUUUGCACCUUCCAGAAUAAUCGAGGAAGGCGGGAUCGACCCCCUCCUCCGGGGGCUGUUCGGCGCGGCAGCGAAGCUGCGGGUGCCUUCGCAGCUGCUCAGCCUGGAGCUGACCGAGAAGCUCUUCUCCACCGCGCGCUCCGUGGCCUUGGACUUGGCAGCCACCAACAUUCAGAGGGGGCGAGACCACGGCCUCCCUCCCUACGCCGACUUCCGCGUGUUCUGCAACUUGAGCUCCGUGCAAAGUUUCGAGGAUCUUCAGAAUGAAAUUAAAGAUGUAGGCAUUCGACAAAAACUGAAAAACAGGAAAAUGACUCCAGGAGAGGCUUCUCUCUGAAAUGCUAACCUGAACCAGAUAUCCUGGGCAGAAGAGAGGCUCCAGCAAGGAACUGCACGGUUUCUGGAGCAAUCCAGGUGAAAUGAGAAGGCAACAGAGAUAGGCUCAUGGCAGUAUAUGCAACACUAUCAGUAUUUUAAAUGUUUCCUGUGCAGACAUUUUCUGCAUUAAAUAAACCUUGGAGCAAGGUUUGCUUUGCAAUUCACUGGAGGCCCACUUCUCAAUUUGCAGCUAACUUGUAAAUUCACCACCAAUUACAGAGUAGCAGAAAUGUGUCCUUUUAAAAUGUUCUCAUCUGGGGCAACUGGGUGGCUCAGUCGGUUAAGUGUCCAACUUCAGCUCAGGUCAUGAUCUCUAGGUUUGCCGGUUCGAGCCUGGCACCAGGUUCUAUGCUAGCAGCUCAGAGCCUGGAGCCUGUUUCAGAUUCUGUGUCUACCUCUCUCUCUGACCCUCCCCCACUCAUGAGGGGGCAAAGUCUGGGUUGUGGUUUUAGUGUUACUGCUUUGACACAGAUCUGCUGAUUAGAAGUUCCAGUCCCCUGGUUUGGGCAUAAGCUUAUGUGUGUACAGAUUAGUUCUGAAAGGGAAUAGGAAUUUUCCAUGGAAGCGACAGUCUGAAUGCAGAUUCCUUGUUUACGUUUAUAUCUUUCCCCCAUAGUUUAUAGUUAUGUAACUCACAACUAAUUGGCAUCAAUGUUUGACUCUCCUUUUGACGAUCCUUCUCAAAACACUGAAUUUAGUUUUCACAGGACUAAGUACACUCCUCUUUUUACACAAAGAUUUCAUUAUUUUUUGUAACACAUAAUUAUAAUCCAAGUCACAAGGACGGCUGCCAUAAGCAAGUUUGUAAACUCCACUGACUCCCUUGCUGACAGCUCACGAGGCUGCAGCUGCCGUUGGGGCAGGGGCCCCCAACCCAGGAAGGAGCCCCCAACCCCAGGGCCGUCAGCCACCAGCCACGUGGGCAGGAAUGGGGAGCACUGAAGAUAUGGUUCUGGGGGAAGAAGACGUUGUCUAACAACUGAUACCUACUGUGCACUCUAGACAUUUUGUAAUAAUUUAAAUAUUUGGGACAUAUAAAAGGCUACAUAUGAUACUGUAAAACUAAGAGAAAGCUCAAGGGGUUGGGGGUAGGUAGAGGGGUGGUGUCAGGAGACCCAGGUUUUUGCUCUCUGUUAGACAAAUUGAUUUGUGUGACUUGGAUGACUUUAGAUGAAUUUUUUUGUUUUUUCACCUGCAGAGUGAGGAUGCGUCACUUAAGACUGAA